AUGUCUCAAGUUUGGUUGUUAAUAUUACUAAUUUAUGGCUUGUUGUUUCUGAAUUAUGUUAAUAGCAAUGCUCUAGCUAUUGAAUGCUUAGCUUCUGAUCAUGAAGCUCUUGUUGACUUCAAAAAUGGCCUUGAGGAUUCUCACAACCGUCUCUCUUCGUGGAGAAACACCAACUGUUGUCAAUGGCGUGGAAUUUACUGUGAUAACAACACAGGCGCGGUCAUUUCAAUCGAUCUCCAUAACCCGCAUCCACCGUCAUUUGAUUGGAAACUGAGUGGUGAGCUAAGACCAUCUUUGAUGAAGCUCAAGUCGCUACGGCAUUUAGACUUGAGCUUCAACACAUUUGGUGAAAUUCCAAUUCCUAAGUUUUUAGGAUCAUUGGUGAAUUUGCAAUAUCUGAACCUGUCAACUGCUGGCUUUGCUGGUUUAAUUCCACCCCAUUUGGGAAACCUUUCUCACUUGCAAUCUAUUGAUCUCACAGAUAAUAGCUUGCAUGUUGAAAAUCUACAAUGGGUGACUGGCCUUGUCUCUUUGAAAUAUCUUGCCAUGGAUGGAGUUGACCUUUCAUCGGUAGCAGGAACAGACUUGGUUAGUGCAGUAAACCACCUUCCUUUUUUAAUAGAAUUGCAUCUAUCUUCUUGCCAUCUUUUUGGCCAAAUUUCAUCUCCUUCAUCUCUCAAUUUUACUUCACUUGCUUUUCUAAAUCUUAGUUCUAAUGCUUUUUUUUCCAAGAUACCUAAUUGGCUAGUUAAUAUUAGCACCUUAGAACAUAUUGACAUGAGAAAUAGUGGUUUCUAUGGAACAAUACCACUUGGUUUAAGAGACCUUCCUAAGUUAUGGUAUUUGGAUUUAGGCUUUAACUACAAUCUCAUAGCAAGUUGUUCUCAACUCUUCAUGAAAGGAUGGGAAAGAAUAGAGGACCUUGAUCUGGGAAAUAAUAAAUUAUAUGGGAGACUUCCUUCAUCCUUUGGAAACUUGACUUCUCUCACUUACCUUAAUCUUUCAAAUAAUACUAUCGAGGGUGUUAUUCCUAGUUCAAUUGGUGCAAUCUGCAACUUGGAACUACUGAUUUUAUCAGGAAACGACAUGACAGGAACUUUUCCUGAGUUUCUUCAAGGAAUAGAAAACUGUCCUUCAAGAAAACCUCUUUCUAAUCUGAAGUUACUCUGGGUGCGCGACAACCAGAUACAUGGUAAAAUUCCAGAUUGGUUGAUUCAGCUAGAAAAUUUAACUAGUAUUAGUAUUUCAGAUAACUUGCUUGAAGGUCCCAUUCCUCUUUCCAUAGGGUCGCUGCAAAAUCUCAUUGUGUUGGACCUUAAAGGGAAUAAAUUAAAUGGUACUCUACCAUACAGUAUAGGACAAAUAGAUAAGUUGAAAUAUGUAGAUAUUUCUUCCAAUCAGUUAUCAGGCAUGGUAACUGAACACCAUUUUUCAAAGCUGAGUAAGUUGAUACUUUGGACUAUGUCUUCCAAUUCAUUCACUUUAAAUGUCAGUGCAAAUUGGCUACCACCUUUCCAACUAGUUCUCCUCGGUAUGGGUUCAUGUGCUUUGGGGCCUUCAUUUCCAUCUUGGCUGAAAUCACAAAGUAGGAUUUCGAAUUUAGACUUCUCCAACGCUAGCAUUGUUGGCUUUAUUCCAAAUUGGUUUUGGGAUAUUACAUCUUCGUUGACAAUUAUAAACAUGUCUCAUAAUGAGUUACAAGGUCGGCUUCCAAGUCCAGUCCCUAUGGCAUUUUCUUUAUAUGUUAGGCUUGAUCUAAGCUUUAAUCUUUUUCACGGACCUCUCCCUACUAUGACACAAGGAUUUGAGUCGCUAGAUCUCUCACACAAUUGCUUUUCAGGUGCGAUCCCAGUGAACAUUAGUCAACGCAUGAAUGGAGUGAGAUUUUUAUCUCUUUCAUAUAAUCAACUCAAUGGAGAAAUACCAGUGUCUUUAGGAGAAAUGUCCUCUGUUAUUGCCAUUGAUCUUUCAGGAAACAACUUAACUGGAAGGAUCCCUCCAAGCCUUGCAAAUUGCUCUUUACUCGAUGUACUAGACCUUGGGAAUAAUAGUCUAUUUGGGACCAUUCCAGGUUCUUUGGGUCAAUUACAACUACUCAGAUCACUGCACCUUAAUGAUAAUCACUUUUCAGGGGAUUUGCCACCAUCUUUAAGAAAUUUGUCAAGUUUGGAAACCAUGAAUCUAGGGUCCAAUAUACUGUCAGGUGUUAUUCCAACUUGGUUUGGGGAAGGUUUUCCUUAUCUUAGAAUUCUCAUUUUGAGGUCUAAUGCAUUUUAUGGAGAAUUGUCACUUGAGUUUUCAAAACUAGGUUCUUUGCAAGUCCUUGACCUUGCUAGAAAUGACUUGAGUGGCAGAAUUCCAACAAGCUUGGCUGAUUUAAAAGCAAUAGCCGAAGUGCGGAAGAAAAAUAAAUACUUAUUGUAUGGAGAAUAUCGUGGUCAUUAUUAUGAAGAAGGAUUGAAUGUCUAUGUGAAAAACCAAAUGCUAAAAUAUACCAAGACCCUUUCCCUUGUUACAAGCAUAGACCUUUCUAAUAAUAACUUCAGUGGAAAUAUUCCAAAUGAGAUAACAAAACUAUUUGGUUUGGUGGUUCUCAACUUGUCAAGAAACCAUAUAAGUGGUCAAAUUCCUAAAACCAUUUCAAAUCUGCUUCAAUUAUCAUCCCUUGAUCUCUCAAACAACCAACUUUCCGGAACAAUUCCUUCAAGCUUGUCUUCCUUGUCAUUUUUAGGGUCCUUGGAUUUGUCCGAUAACAACCUCUCGGGUGUCAUUCCAUAUACAGGCCAUAUGACAACUUUUGAAGCUAUGACUUUUUCGAGGAAUUCGGGUCUCUGUGGUCCUCCCCUUCUUGUGAGGUGUUCAGAUGAUGGUGACAACAGACAGAGUAGUGAUGAUACAAAUGAUGAGGGAUUGUUUGAUAACUGGUUUUACAUGAGUCUUGGUUUGGGGUUUGCAACAGGCAUUCUAGUUCCUUAUUUCAUUUUAACAAUGAAGAGUUCUUGGGGUGAUGUCUAUUUUGGUUUUGUGGAUCAAGUUAUUCACAAAUUGUUAAGGUGCACACUCAAACAAGGAAUAAAUCAUGGCCAAAGGAGGAAGAUUCGUCAGAGGCAAUAG
Messenger RNA from Medicago truncatula (barrel medic), 3114 nucleotides. RefSeq names its product receptor-like protein EIX1. Bases 1 to 3114 code for a protein of 1037 amino acids. The transcript has a single exon. Gene Ontology annotation, molecular function: protein binding. NCBI's taxonomy places the organism in Eukaryota, Viridiplantae, Streptophyta, Magnoliopsida, Fabales, Fabaceae. The record is from RefSeq and is a predicted model, not a curated record.